This is a messenger RNA of Chironomus riparius, 3218 nucleotides long. The record is from the annotation of a GenBank genome assembly. Lineage: Eukaryota; Metazoa; Arthropoda; Insecta; Diptera; Chironomidae.
ACAUACUAUCAAAGGAAUAAUAAUAAUAACGAAUAUUUUUUAAGUGCCUUAAUUAAUUAAUUUACAGCUCAAUUUAAAUGUUAUAGCAAUGAAUUCUAAUAUGAAAAGUGUUUUACGCAACUAUAUUCAGAAUUGUGGUGAAGGACGGAAUUUAAGUAAAUUCUUGAGAAGAAACAGCUAUUCGAGUGACGAGCGAGACAUAGCGUCUCCAAUAACGACAGAAACAUGCCGUAGUAAACAUAAAUCGUUAGAAAAUUUAAAUGAAGCCGCAAAAAAGGAAGAACACAUACGAAAAAGUCCACUUAAAGAUACGGAAUCAAAUAAAUCAAAAGAUCCAGAACCAAUUAAACCAAUGGAAGGGACUAAAGUCGUUGUAAAACAAACUGGAGAGAAAGUUGAUAAGAAAAAGACAUUUAAUUACGAAUCAGUAAUUGAAAUAACACUUCCGCCACAACAGCAACCAAAUUAUCCAGCACUUCCACAUACUAUGCCUGAAUUAUCCAAAGACAUAUCGUUUGGUGAGGAAAAAACCGAAGAACCGAUUAAACCAAUCAUAUGCACGCCAAAAAGCGCGAAAAUUCCACCACAUAAUAACAACAACAAUAAGAAAAUAUCACCAAGUUCUGGUAACGACGAGGAAAGCUUUGUAUCCAAUAAACAAAAUCCAAUGGAAUGGGAUGAUUUUAUUCCUGGAUAUGAAACAGAAAUAUCGCAACUAGAAGAAAAUCCAAAUAUGCAGUUAUGCAAUAAUAAUCCGAUGGAACUGAACGAUAACGAAUUAAAUACUCUAAAAACCUAUUUCCAUCAGCGCGGUUUACAAUUGCCAAAUGAAAACUUGAUUGUUGUUAUAAAGAAUCGACAUGAAAAAGUGUCGGAAGGUGAGAGAGCAUUAGAGCACAUUCGUAGAAAUAAAGAGAAGUGGCAGAACAUAUAUGAGAAAUAUAAGGAGAAAUAUCAGCCCCAACAGCAGACAACGAUUAAUUUUGAAGACAUUGAGGCACAAUCGACACCUAAAAUUCCAGAAAUGUCAUCAGGAGCAUCAAAAAUAUCAGCAGUGACUGAAAAGGGAUCACAAACUAGUUUAAUUCGAAGUUCUGCUAAAAGUGUUCAAGUUGAAUCAUCGUCAAUAAAUAGAAAUCAAUAUAAAAGUGCAAGUAAGGAUGUAGCAACAAUAGAAAGCAAGACAGAAGACUAUGAAGUGUACCAAAAUCACAGUGAAAUUGCUGAAAGCUUUGAAUUCGUUCAUGGACCAAAAAGGAAAGAAUCAGUAAGUAGUAAAGAGUCAAGUCGCUCAAAAAAGAGCACUUCAAUGGCCACAGAAGCAGGAUCUAGUAAAAUUUCAGUGCUCAGUGAAUCCCUUAAAAAUGAGGACAUAGCAAACUUUGACGACUCAUUAAAAGUUGCCAUAGCACUUUUAAAUUCUUUAUUAGACUCAAAUAUGCGACCGGAAUUGAAAAGAAAUUUGGCUGAAAAAGUCAUUCAAAAAAUCACACAAAUACAGACAUCAAAGAGCAUUCAAACAUCAACAAUCGACAGCACAAACUCAUCAAAAAGCCAUUCAGUCAAAAAAUCAGCGAAGGAGAAAUCAGCACGUCGUGAAGAAGCGCUCAAAGAAUGCCUCGCACCAAUGACAAAAUCUGAAUAUAGUCAUCAAAAUUCACAGUCGUCAAACAAGGAAAGUUUUGGCACUAAUUCGAUUCAAAAAAGCCAAUUAAUGAAUUUUGUGAAACGUGAGAAGCAAUCACAAUUGAAAUGGAUCGAAAAGGAGAUUGAGCAUUUAAAUAAUUUACGUGAUUUGUUGAAGAGGAAUGAGACGUCAUUAAGUGAGAAUUGUCCAAUUUAUGAGAAUUUAUCGUCCAUUAAGACGAAGGAAAAGUCAUUAAGGAGCGAGCCUGAGAAAAAGGCAGCAACAGAUACAAACUUUUGGAAUUCGCACGCAAAUAUGAAAAAAAUUAAAAAUCGAUCAAAAAUGGAAUUGCCAAACUCUGACCUGAAUUUAUCACGAGCUGAAAGUCUUUCAAGUUUUAUUGACAGCAGGAGUAAGAGGUUCCUUGAAAAGUACAGUCAGCACCAAAAAAAAUUAGAAGAAAAUGAUUAUACACAGCCAAAAAGUAAUGUUUCGAAAGAUCCUCAAGUAAAAAGUAAAUCUACAAGAAAAACACAAAUGACUGCAAAUAAGGACGUCCAAACAUCUACAUCACUAGCUUCAUCGUCCGUCUUUGAAUCGUCAGAUUUAACAAAUGUACCUUCAUCAUCUGCCAACACUAAUACAAAAUCAACGACGCAUUAUCAGACGAGUAAGGCAGUGAGUUCAAGGGAGCAUAAACAAAAAGUUGCAGUUACACAAACAACAGACUCAAUUUGUCGAACUCGACCUAUUUAUGAAGUUCGAGAUAAGAAUGAUGAAAAAUUCGGUACAACGUCAACGACUGUAACAAAACGUGUUCAAAAGCUUCAGAAUGAUAAGCAGCUUCAAACUCAACCACCGUCUAUUAAAUAUACAUUGACAUUUGAUAAGAAGAGUAAGCCAAAAAUGAGACCGUACUCAUCGUUGCCACAAAAGAUGUCGAAUGAUUAUGGAACAAUAAGUAAAAGUUCAAAGGAUAUUUACAAUCAAAUUAGCUAUUCAGCGUCACUAAAUUAUCAUUAUGAGGAGAAUAAAGAAAAUUAUGAUAAUGACAUUCUCUUUGACGAUGCUGACGAGGACGUUGACUUGCAGAAGUGCUUUAAAAAGCGUCCGAAUAUAUAUUCGCGUUUCGAGCAACGUAAAAAGUGCAUCGAGGAAUUGAGAAAAUUGAGAGCACUAAGGAAUGAGCAUCGAUCUAAGCUUCUCUUACUAACAUCGGAAAAAUCAUUGGAAGGGAAAUUAUUUAGUAGUUUGCCUGAGCUUCCUUUACGAACGACGAGGAUGUUUAGCACAAAAGCUUUAAAACUGCAGACAAAUAAAGUUGUGAGAAAUUUGAACGAAGUUAAGCAGAAGAAGAAGGAGGAGAAUCUUAAAAACUUGAAGAAAAAGACUCGUUUGAUGACUGAAAUAUUUAAUAAAAAUCUCCAAAGAAAUGUCUUGAAAGGAAAUUUAAAUCUCUCGAAUACAGUUAACUUAAUUACAAAAUAGCAUAAAAUUAAAUUGUGUACGUUGUAAAGAUAAAAAUUAUUUUAAGUAUGAACUGAUGCUCAGUAAAUUUAGGUCAAUGGUUAAUGAUACUGUAAAAAUGAAC